This is a messenger RNA of Paramormyrops kingsleyae, 2189 nucleotides long. RefSeq names its product metal cation symporter ZIP8-like. Gene Ontology annotation, cellular component: plasma membrane. Lineage: Eukaryota; Metazoa; Chordata; Actinopteri; Osteoglossiformes; Mormyridae. Gene Ontology annotation, biological process: zinc ion import across plasma membrane; intracellular monoatomic cation homeostasis. Gene Ontology annotation, molecular function: monoatomic cation:bicarbonate symporter activity; zinc ion transmembrane transporter activity. The record is from RefSeq and is a predicted model, not a curated record.
GUCUAAACCAGCUUUCCAGUUCGAACAGGCUUUCCUGUGACGGUGAGCCGCUCACUUCUACUUUACCUUUUUCUUAAAGGCCGAUAAAAAUCUACGGAGACCUCGCUAAGUAAAAUCAUCGGAGUGGGGGUUCUGAACGGGUUAGGUAACCUUUGAACCACAAGUGGAGGUUUUGGUCCUGCUAUGUUUGCUUUUGCUCGGGGACUUAAGUGAAACAAGCGCCGGGAUGCACGUGCAAUAAGAUUACUUCGUGAGUGAAGCGGCGAGUAGAUAAAUAGGCCGGUGUCAGAAGUAUGGACCUGAGAUAGGAGGUGGGACCUGCACAGUCUCACGAUCAAGCAGCGCACCUGUAUCGAUCCGGAGUUUUGCUGGCGAGGCGCCGCAAGUUUGUCACCUGGGGCGCCGCUUCCGUGUGUCUGCAACCGACACUCUGAUCGCAUAUGUUCGUUUAAUAAAUUCAUUCUCAUAAAGAGAUCACAUGAAAUACGAGGUUGCAUAAAGGACAGACAAUAGCCUAUACAUGCAAUAUGAGCAUCUUCAUCCACUUCGCAUUCGCGUGCUCGAUGGUUAUAAUUGCAGCCCGGCGCGUUUCGACAAGCGACGCUUCCGUGAGGGGGUCUGCAGUGCUGGAGGACAUCGUUCGCUACUAUGGGGAAAACGGCACGGUUUCCAGCGCCCAUCUGGACAACAUGCUACGGAUCAUUGGGGACGGCGGACCGUCUGGCGUUUCGGAUGGUGCGUCCGUAUAUGCAAAGUGCACGACAGCGGCGGAGAUGUUGGCAGAGCACGGACUGCCCGUUAACGCGCAGCUGAGUGCCGGCCAUCUGGACCACCUAUGUCCCGCCAUCCUCGGCCAGGCGGUGAUGCCCUCCUGCGCCCGCGCCCACGCCCCCGCCGCGAGCCACAGGGCCGCUGAUUACCGCGUGUGGGGCUACGGAGCCCUUGCAGUCACCAUCAUCAACCUGUUCUCGCUGCUGGGCCUGGCGCUCAUCCCCUUCACCAAGAAGCCCUACUUCCCCAAGGUGCUCACCUACUUCGUGGGCCUGGCCAUCGGCACGCUCUUCUCCAACGCCGUGCUGCAGCUCAUCCCUGAGGCCUUAGGAUUUGACCCAAAGCGGGACAACUACACUCUGAAAGCCGUUGGAAUAUUUGGGGGAUUUUAUCUUCUGUUCUUCAUGGAAAAGAUACUGAAGAUGUCUUUAAAAACAGAGCACCAGCAUGGGCACAGUCACCUGGCCCCCCCAGAAUCCUUCCCCGCCAACCCGCACCACAACGGCGACCUGAGCCCCAAUGGGGAGGUCAUCACCAUCACCAGCUUCAGCAGCGACAAGGCCGUCAUCAACCCCCAUCCUCUCGACGAGCCGGUAGCCAUGGAAACGUCAGAGCACGAGGAACGCAAGUCGGUCAGGACUUUCUGCACCCGGCAGUGGAGAGACCUUUCCAAAGUGAAGACAGUGGCGUGGAUGAUCUCGCUGAGCGACGCGCUCCAUAACUUCAUCGACGGCCUGGCCAUCGGGGCCUCUUUCACGGUGUCUGUGCUCACCGGCUUCAGCACCUCCAUCGCCAUCGUCUGCGAGGAGUUUCCCCAUGAGCUGGGCGACUUUGUGAUACUGCUGAACGCAGGGAUGAGCAUCCCUCAAGCAGUCUUCUUCAACCUGCUGUCGGCGAUGUCCUGCUACAUCGGUCUGGCACUGGGCAUCCUGGUGGGCAGCAACUUCUCCCCGAACAUCAUCUUUGCCUUCGCUGGAGGCAUGUUCCUCUACAUCGCGCUGGCUGACAUGUUCCCAGAGCUAAAUGCCAUCCUGUCAGAGCAGAGGAGGACCACAAGGACAGAGAUCAUCUUCUUCCUGAUCCAGAACGCCGGCCUGUUGACGGGCUUUUCCGUCAUCUUGCUCAUCACUUUGUUUGCCAGCGACAUCAAGCUGGGCUAGGCCUCCAUUUCAGGAUUUGGGGAAUAUCCAUCCGGAUGCUCCUCCAGGAAAGAAUGACAUGGCCAUGAAUGGUCAUCCCUCUGGACCCUGGGAAUGGGGUGUGUCACCCUGAGGAGGCCCUGAAAGCCAUCAGGACCAUGGCUCAGGGGACACUUUUCAUGAAGAGUAUUUGCUGUAUUAAAUGUCAUCUGAAAGUUGAAAAAAUAUAUUUGGUCAAAAGAAAAUCCCAAAAAUAAAAAAGAAACAGCCGUCCUGUAA